This is a messenger RNA of Zychaea mexicana, 1212 nucleotides long. RefSeq lists its product as uncharacterized. The record is from RefSeq and is a predicted model, not a curated record. NCBI's taxonomy places the organism in Eukaryota, Fungi, Mucoromycota, Mucoromycetes, Mucorales, Lichtheimiaceae. The transcript has 8 exons. Bases 122 to 955 code for a protein of 277 amino acids.
GUUCUCUUUGUUUUCACCACUGCAAUCUAUCGCGUCCCCUCCUUUUACUUCAUCUUCUUCUCUCACCUGCUCUUUUCCCUUUUUCCAUACACACACACACACACACACACAUAAAAGAAAAAUGACAGGAAAUCAAAGAUUAUCGGGAAAGGUUGCUAUAGUCACCGGUGCUGCAAGCGGCAUAGGGUUUGAAGCUGCGGUGCUGUUUGCGAAAGAAGGAGCACAAGUCGUGUGUGCCGAUCUCAACGAACAAGGCAUCCAGAAAACUGUAGAAAAGAUUACGUCUGUUGCAGGCGAGAAAAGAGCGAUCGCUGUCAAGACAGAUGUAUCCAAGGAGGAGCAAGUUAAGCAUCUUGUGGAUACCGCUGUCAAAACAUACGGAAAACUCAACAUUAUGUUCAAUAACGCGGGUAUCAUGCAUCCCGAGGACGACAGUGCUUUAACAACCGAAGAGCGUAUUUGGGAUCUCACCAUGGACAUCAAUGUGAAGGGUGUUUGGUAUGGAUGCAAGCAUGCUAUCGUAGCCAUGAGACAGGCAGGUGGAGGAUCCGUUAUCAAUACCGCGAGUUUCGUUGCCUUGCGUGGUGCUGCGACACCCCAACUUGCAUACACCGCAUCCAAAGGCGCUGUUUUGGCCAUGACCCGUGAACUUGCCAUGGUGCAUGCUCGGGAAAACAUCCGGUUUAAUGCAUUGUGCCCGGGGCCAUUGCGUACCCCACUGCUCAUGGACUUUUUGAACACUGAGGAGAAAAAACAACGACGGCUUGUUCAUCUCCCUCAAGGACGGUUCGGUGAGGCAAUUGAACAGGCGUACGGUGCGUUAUUCCUCGCUUCGGAUGAAAGCUCAUACGUUACGGGAACGGACUUUCUGGUGGAUGGUGGUUUGGCUAACGCUUACGUGACUGCUGAAGGCGAGCCGAUUGGCACUGUGCCACGAAACUUUGCAGAGACAUAAUCAUUUUUCUUUACAUCGCUCGUCAAAUAAAACGCCUACCAUGUCUUUCGAUAUUAUGCAGUGGAGCUAUCGUAGUAAUUCGUAUCUGCUUCCAAGGAUGUGACUGCAAUUGAAAAUAAGUACCUGUUUUGCGAUUAUUUGUCUAGCGUCCACCAUGUGUCUUUGUAGAUAUGUCUCUUUCUAUAUUGAUGACUAUAUGCCCAUGAAUACUAUAUUAUUGUUUUUCUGGGGACUCUUUUUGUCCUUGUUCUUUUGCA